GUGCGUGCCGGAAGGACGGCCCUAGCCGGGGCCGCCGGGAGGAAGCGCUCGGGUCCCGGAGGGCGGGGGGUAGCGGCGCCGGGGGUCGCCAUGGCUACCGAGCCCGAAGCCGCGGAGCCGGAGGUACCAUCGCUUGUGGAUCGUUACUUCACUCGCUGGUACAAAGCGGAUGUCAAAGGAAAACCCUGUGAGGACCACUGUAUACUACAGCACUCUAAUCGAAUAUGUGUCAUCACAUUGGCAGGAUCUCAUCCAGUCCUUCAAAGUGGAAAAACAAUUAAAAGCAUUUCCUAUCAGAUCAGUAACAACUGUAGCAGACUUCAGAACAAGGUCUCUGGGAAAUUUAAGCGGGGGGCACAGUUUCUAACAGAACUUGCACCUCUGUGUAAGAUUUACUGCUCAGAUGGAGAAGAAUAUACCGUAUCUAGUUGUGUUAGAGGACGGCUGAUGGAAGUGAAUGAAAACAUUCUCCAUAAGCCAUCUAUUCUCCAAGAAAAGCCAUCUACAGAAGGCUACAUUGCAGUUGUGUUACCCAAAUUUGAAGAAAGUAAAAGCAUAACAGAAGGUUUACUGACACAAAAAGAAUAUGAAGAAGUAGUGGUAAAACGCAUUAAUGCCACAACAGCUACGGCAUGAGGAUUGAGAUGGAUUAAAAAGGAAAGCAGGAUUGGUAUCCUUACCUGGUCCAAACCAUCAGUGCACUAAAUGAGAACAUCCAGUGUGUGGCCUAUUACACCCAGCGGUGCAGAGGAGAGGACUAAUCCUCCUUCCCUUAACCUGGCUUUCCUUCUUUGUCUUGCUCAGUGAGCCUGGGUUCUCCUUUGUCCUCAGCCUCCCAGAUCUGCCCGACCUGUGCACUCACUUUUUCUCUUGCUUCUUCCUAACAACUGCCACACCAGGAAUGUUUUCCUGAUUAAAAGCAAACAAAGCUAUUUGAGGAAAACCUAUAAAAUACAGAAAAGUUUUAAGUAGCCAACUAGAAGUAAUUGACCCUUGAUGGUUUAAUUGCUGUGUCUAUAUUUAAAAAUCAAAAAUUAUUUCUUUUUCCUAAAAGAUGUCAUUUACUGU
Molecule: messenger RNA, 1068 nt
Organism: Otolemur garnettii (small-eared galago)
Lineage: Eukaryota; Metazoa; Chordata; Mammalia; Primates; Galagidae
Gene: ABITRAM
Product: family with sequence similarity 206 member A
Exons: 6
Coding region: 91-636 (181 amino acids)
Biological process (GO): regulation of filopodium assembly; regulation of actin filament polymerization; dendrite morphogenesis
Cellular component (GO): filopodium tip; lamellipodium; dendrite
Molecular function (GO): actin filament binding; actin monomer binding
Source: RefSeq, a predicted model, not a curated record